Messenger RNA from Limanda limanda (common dab), 967 nucleotides. It is a transcript of the gene nsg2, whose product is annotated as neuronal vesicle trafficking associated 2. The transcript has 5 exons. Gene Ontology annotation, molecular function: clathrin light chain binding. Gene Ontology annotation, cellular component: endosome; membrane. The record is from RefSeq and is a predicted model, not a curated record. Bases 111 to 659 code for a protein of 182 amino acids. Lineage: Eukaryota; Metazoa; Chordata; Actinopteri; Pleuronectiformes; Pleuronectidae. Gene Ontology annotation, biological process: clathrin coat assembly; G protein-coupled dopamine receptor signaling pathway; endosomal transport.
CAUACAGACACACAGACACACUGCCGCAGCGCACAGCAAGCAGACGGACAAGGACGAGCCACUGAGCAGUCUUCGGGGAAAUAAGGGAGGAUAUAUAAGGCCGGGGAAAGAUGGUGAAACUGGGGAGUAAUCUUCAAGACAAAGGGGCCAAACCUGUGAGCGUGGAGGACGGCUUUCAGAAUGUGCCCCUCAUCACCCCCCUGGACGUGGGCAGCCUCCAGAGCCAAGCACCUGACAAGGUGGUGGUGAAAACUCGCACAGAGUACCAGACAGAGAAGAAGAGACUGAAGGUUCCCAAGGUGGAGGAGUUCACCAUCAGCUUCACUGACGGGGUGUCCGAGAGACUUAAGGUGACCAUCCUGAUCAUCCUGGCACUGGCCUUCCUCGCCUGCAUCGUGUUCCUGGUGGUUUAUAAAGCCUUCACCUACGACCACGCCUGCCCAGAUGGAUUCAUUUAUAAGCACAAGCGCUGUAUCCCAGCCUCUCUGGAGGCCUACUACGCCGCCCAGGACGCCAACUCGAGGGGCCGAUUCUACACAGUGAUCAGCCACUACAGCAUGGCCAAGCAGACCACCUCGCAUUCCGUCUCCCCCUGGCUGCCUGGAGGGGUGGUGGGGCAGCAGCACGACGCCAAACCCCCCGGCGAAGAGGGCCACUGAGUCAGCUGCCAUAACCGACGUUGUACAAACACAUACAGACAAAACGCAGACGGGACGACACACACACAGACACGGGCGGGUGCACACACAGACACACACACACACACACGUAGGGAGAACAUGUAGAAACGUAGACAAAAGAGAUGCACACAAACACAGCAGCUACAUAUGUAAUGCCAAUAUAGAUUGAAGACAUGCAUGCAGACAUGAAAACACACAAGCACAUGCUAGGCCACAUCGUCUGCCCAUUGCUGUGCUCUUUCUCUGGAGAGCUUUUUCCACUGAUCUUUUGCACUCGUGGGAACAUC